Molecule: messenger RNA, 3840 nt
Organism: Cylindrotheca closterium
Lineage: Eukaryota; Bacillariophyta; Bacillariophyceae; Bacillariales; Bacillariaceae
Source: the annotation of a GenBank genome assembly
AUGGGCAAAACGUCGCUCCCUACUAGCCGCGAUUCCAUUCACUCGGCGUCCUCUCAGGAAACUACAGGAGAAGACAGCUGUAGACAACGUUCCAUUGAUGGAUCAAUGGCUGUGGAAUCCAAGCCGCAGACAGGAGUUUCACGAACAGAAACCAACCAAGACAUCAAAACUGCAAACACUGAGUCAUCAUCAGUAUCAGCAGCCGCAGAUCCCGCUAGGAAUCAUCAGCAUGGCAAAGCGAGCGAAUCUUCGUUGGAUAGUAUCGUAAACGAAGCCAAUCAAGGCCAUGAGCAACUUCUCACCCCGACUGUUGUAGUGGACAUGCCUUCGGAGAAACCAAGAACAAACCAAACGCUGUCAGAGCAACGGAGUGUGACACCUAGCGACUUUUCAAAUGCAGGCUCCGCUACUUUGACCAAUUCGGCGUCACCGAAUCCCCAAACAAUUGUUCAACAACAUCUCGAGAAACCGCCACCGGCUCCAAAAAUCCAGCAGAAUCAAAAUCCACCACAAUCGACAGUAGGACAACCAGAGGGACUACGUCCCUCGCCAACGGCACCAGCCAAAUCGGCCCCGCAGCAUCAUGGAAAGCCAUUUUCACAACAAGCUACACAGCCUGAUGCUCAACAACCCAAGGAACGCAGUGGUAGUCGAUUUACGAUAACACCAGUAACGUCAGCACCGCAAGGGCCUGCACAGACACCACCCAUUCAGCAUCCACAAAGUCGGCGGCCAUCUCUAGCGACGUCAACGGCUUCUACGCAGCACUCGGUGCAAAGUGCGCAGCAGCAAUAUGCUGAUGCAUCACAAUCGCAGUCGGUGCCAAGUACGGUGACGCAAACUGGUCAGGAACAACACCAGCAACAACACCAGCAACAACAACAACAACACCACCAGCAACACCACCAGCAACAGCAACACCAGCAGCAGCAACAAUAUCAACAACAUCAACAGCCGCAACAACACCAUCACCAACAGCAUCAACAGCAACAACAACAACACCAUCACCAACAGCAUGCUCAAGGCAAUACAAUAGGAUCGCAGCACUCUAAUUUUUCUCAGCUAUCUCAGUCACAAACCAGUCAAGACCAACAAUCACAGCAAGAACCAGUCGAAACACUUGCGCCGCUCCCUUCAACGCCAGCAUCCGUUCCUACGAGGAUACAGCAGCCACAAGCAAUGAAACAUCGAUCAAUUUCUGUACCAUGCGCACCACAACCAUAUCCCGGAGAAGUAGGUCGUUCACAAUCCGGACCAGAUUCACAGACGACAUAUUACUACCAGAUUCCUGGAGUGAUACCAGUGCAGACGAUACAGAAAACAAGUACUAGGGGCGGGGGACAGCCUCAAGAGCAAAUCAUUGGCACGGUAGGAGCAAUUCCACUAAUGAAGGUUCAAGAUGGGCUACGAUAUGUGAAGAAGGGUCGAUUCAAGUUGUUUCAGCAGACGGCUCCAGCACCAGCACCAGCACAAGCUGUCGUUCCGGGGCCUCCAGAAAGCGUUCCAGCAGUGGUUGUUACUCAGCCAUUGGUACCGCCCGCUCCCAUUGUCGCUGCAACUGAGGAGAUAGUAUCUCCCAAAUUGGCACAAGCUUCGUCAGGAGCAGCUCCUGUAGCGACGCCGUCACCAGCAGCGCAAAGUCAGGAACCGAAAGCAGCCGGUGAGCAGAACGCGACUGGAGCAAAUGGGAACUCGACUCCACUUCCAGAGACUCUUGAUGGAUCCAGCGUUCCGACCGUCACGAAGAAGGGUCGCUUUUUGGUCAGCAAAGUGAACAAUGUGCGAACCAUGAUUCCUGCGCAAAAUGUGGCGGUUCCGGGAGCGCCAGUGGAAGCAGUUCCUCCUCCGCAAUCUCUACAUUUGCCAACCAUGAUGCAGCCAGCAGUGAACCAACCACAGACUCAGUCAGUGAUCGCACCGGUUCAGCAUGUGGCUCCACCUGUCGUCCAGACUACCAUGGUUCAGCAGGUUCAGCAAGUUCAGCAAACGCACUUCGAAGCAGUGCCUGGGUCACAUCAGGUUCAGCAGGUUCAGCAAACACACUUCGAAGCAGUGCCUGGAUCAGCUGUCCCUGUUGGAUCGAAUUGGACUGCAUCUCCUUUUUUCUCACUACAAUCGACAGCAGUCAUAACUGAACCUUAUGCAGCCAGUCCUCAUCCUUCCCAGCAACAGCAGAAUCAACAGGUACAGUCCCAUCGAAUGACUCCUGUGCCGCAGGGAAUUCCAGAGGCCAAUGCCACUACUUCUCAGACACAUGUGACAUCGAAUACUCAAACUAGCACUCCGCCACAGACACCUAAUAUGCAACUUGCUGCAUCUACUUCCUUGACUCAGGAAUCAACGAGAAGGUCAAUGCAGGCAAAGGCACUUCCUGAGAUUCCAAAAGGCACAGAAAAGGCUAGAAUGGCACCAACAGUCCCCAAGAAGAAAGCUCUGGCAAGAGCAGGUCCCCAUGCGCUGGAUAGGGGUGGAAAGUUGAGUUUGGGAAAGCUAAGCUAUCUAUUGGACCAAAUGAAGUCGGAAGUUACAGAUGCGGAUCUGUUGAUUAGAACUCUACAAACAGAUUUGAAACUUAUGCGGGACAAGAAUAAAGCGCUUGAGGCAAAGAAUCGGGAUCUCGACAAGAGUCUGAAGGAGGAGAAAGGACUCAGAGAAAAGGCCGAAGCGCGGAAUAUUGAACUGCGAAAAAAGAUGAGGGAAGCAAAUAUUAUGCCUGGAACAAAUGGACAGAAGCCUUUGGAUCAAACGGUGGAUAGUUCUGCGACAAGCGCAUCAGCCAAGACCAAAGCAGAUGGUGUAGCUAUCACGAAAGCCAAAGCUCCAAAAGCCGCAGUUGCUGCCACUGGGCCAAAGGCACCUACAGCCUCAGAAGCAAUUGCUUCUUCAAACCCCAAACGCGAUCCUACAGCUGCGCCGCCUGCAGCAAUUGCUGAGAAAAAGUGCCAGCCGCAGCCUCCUGUUGGAGAGAAUAAGGUCGACCGUCCUGCAACAAAUGGUGUAUCAAUACCGGCAACACAAAAUCCUGCUUCUAGCACCAUUUCACUUGGCAGAGAACAAGGUAAAGAACAAUUCAAACGAGCUGUUGCAAAUGGAUGGCAUGCCCGAUCCAACAGUCUUGGGAAUGCUGGUGAUGCCUUCCUUCAGCAAGUCACAGCGGAUUUUGGGAAUACAAGCCCUGCAAAACCAAAGGGAGGAGCCCAACACUUAUCAAGAAUGGAGUCAGUAGGUGCGGUCAAUGGAGCUGCUCCAACUCCCAUUCCAGCCGCUGCCAAGCCAGUAGCUCGAGGGGCCCUGAAGCCGCCUUGCGUCAAAGCCUUUGAUCCAUUGCACCAGAACCAACCAGCUACAAAUAUUACUGGCGACAUGGUUCCUGUCAUGAUUCCAACACAAGUGUCGCUUGUGAACGCAGAUUCACCUGUUUUCCAAGACCCCCAUGAUCCAGCAGCGUACCAACAGAGAACAACCGGAUUGCAACAACAGUAUGAGCAGAACCAGUUUGUUCAAGAAAACAACAUAGUUGUUCCCAUAACAUUUGGGAUGGCCUCGACGAUGGAUCAAGCGAAUAUGGAGAACGGAAUGCAGCAUCAGGAUAUCAAUCAGGACCUUCGCAACUUGCAGCAACAGUUUAUGGUUCUUCCACAACAACAGCCUAUCAUGGUUCAUCAAGUGCCAGGCGGAGUACAGCAAGUGCAAAACUUGAUAGCUGGGCAGAUGCCUCAAACAUUCACAAGCAAUGGAAACACUUUUCCAUCAUAUGGACAACCGAUGAUGCAGCAGCAGUCUGAACAGCAGCAGCCUCAACUCUUCUACUCGAUUGAUUCUUUUGAUCCCCUAAAAUAA